AUUUAUCACAUAUAAUUUAUUUAUUUUUUGCCUUUAUUUGGAAGUCUUGGCACGUUUUUGCAAGUAGGCUAAAAGUAAAUGGUUGGUCCGUCCACAGUAACCACACAAACUUUAUUUCUGUUCUGACUCUAAAACUGAUUGAUUCUGACCCUUUGCCUUGAUUCCUCAUUUUGUGAAGCCAAGGUGAGUUUUUUUUUUUUUUUUUUGUUAAAGGUGAGUUUGAACACAAGUGAGGGAAAUAAAAAAUGUUGCGAGUGAAGGGAGGGAAGAGACCACCUUGGGUGGGACUUGGAGCUGCAGUGUGGGUUCAGAUUGCUUCAGGAAAUGGUUACUGUUUCCCUCUCUAUUCCCAUUCCUUGAAAUCCGUUUUGGGUUUCAACCAGAGCCAGAUUACCCUUCUUGGUGUUGCCAAUGAUAUUGGUGAGAAUGUUGGCAUUCUUCCCGGACUCGCCUGCAACAAGUUUCCUCCUUGGCUCAUUCUCUUCAUCGGUGCUCUCUUUUCUUUCCUUGGUUUUGGUGUUCUCUGGCUUGCUAUCACCAAAACACUUGAUUCUCUUCCUUUCAUCUUGCUAUGGUUUGCACUUGCUGUUGCUACCAACAGUUGUGCAUGGUUAUCUACUGCUAUUCUUGUCACCAACAUGAGAAAUUUCCCUGUCAGUAGAGGCACAGUUGCAGGAAUCCUGAAAGGUUAUUCGGGACUCAGUGCUGCAGUUUUUACUCAAAUUUACAGCGUGGUUUUUCACAAUUCUUCAUCCAAGUUCCUUUUGUUUCUUGCCAUUGGUAUUCCUGCUUUAUGCUUCAGUACCAUGUUUCUUGUUCGGCCUUGUACUCCUGCUUCUGGUGAUGAUUCUGCUGAAAAGGGGCAUUUUUUGUUUAUCCAAGGUGCUAGUGUGGCCAUGGGUUUAUAUAUUCUUGCUACAACUCUACUUGACAACUUUAUCCACAUAAGGGACAGUGUUUCAUAUGCUUUGUUGGCUGUGAUGAUUCUUCUUCUCUUGGCUCCACUUGUUAUCCCUAUAAAGAUGACACUGUGUCCCAGAAAAGCCUCUAGCACAGAAAUUCCUGAGGAACAUGUUGGAUCUACAGACUAUUUGGUUCAAGAUGGCAAAGACAACGUAGAGCCAUUGCUAUCAUCUUCAUCAGCUAGUGGUCUUGGAAGUUUUAAUGAUGUGGUGGAUGGUUCAGCUGAGGUGGCUAUGCUUCUUGCUGAGGGUGAGGGAGCAGUGAGGAAGAAGAGAAGGCCCAAAAGAGGGGAAGAUUUUAAGUUUACUGAGGCUCUAGUUAAGGCAGAUUACUGGUUACUAUUUUUUGUUUACUUUGUUGGUGUUGGAACUGGGGUUACUGUACUUAAUAAUUUGGCUCAAAUAGGCAUUGCACAAGGUAUGGAAGAUACCACAAUCUUGCUGUCACUUUUCAGUUUUUUCAAUUUUGUGGGUCGGCUUGGUGGAGGAGUUGUUUCAGAAUAUUUUGUCAGGACAAAAACGAUUCCAAGGACAAUUUGGAUGACAUGCACGCAGAUAAUUAUGAUCUUCUUGUACCUUGUGUUUGCCUAUGCUAUCAAAGGAACCCUUUAUCCUGCAAUUGCAGUUCUUGGUAUCUGCUACGGCGUGCAAUUUUCCAUAGUGAUUCCCACUGUUUCGGAGCUUUUUGGUUUGAAAGACUUCGGUCUAUUGAGCAACUUCAUGGCUUUGGGGAACCCACUUGGUGCAUUUCUUUUCUCUGCUCUUCUAGCAGGACAUAUAUACGACAAUGAGGCAGCAAAACAACACGGUGUAGGCCUCAUUGCUUCAAGUGUUGCAUGCAUGGGUCCAAAUUGUUUCAAGCUAACUUUUUUUACUCUGGCUGGUGUCUGUAUUGCGGGAACCAUCUCCAGCAUUAUCUUGACUAUUAGAAUUAAGCCCGUGUACCAAAUGCUUUAUGCUGGGGGUUCUUUUAAGCUACCUCAAACUUCAGGCCACUAAAAAGUAGUGAAGUUGAAUAACACAAACAAAUAAAGCAGAUCACUCCUUGGUUUCUUUUCUAGACAACCCUGUUUUGUUUAUCUGCUAUUUCCUGGUCUUCCAAUAUAUGCUACAUGGCUGAUCAACAAUCUGUUAGUCAAGGAAUGUUGGCUUCGUAGGUGUGACCAUGUUGGUUUAGUUAGUAUAUAACUCGGUUCAGAAUUUUGGAAUUUUACCUUUAGAAUGCUUGUUUUAGCAUGCAUGUUGGGAUAUAAUGCUGACCACUGAAAAGUGAUAAAGGUAAAUGAUCUGAUACGUGUGAUCUGUAUACACACAUGGUUGUAGGGGAAUUAAUCUAUCAGGUGCUUGGAACUAUCACAUAUUUUAAUAUAUGUGAUGAUAAUGAUACAAUUAAUGAGCUUAUUAGCUAUUAUUAAAUGUAUGAUUUUGGUUUUAAUUUGUUGAAGUCUGAAAGUGAUCUUUGGACUGUA
Glycine soja is the source of this 2431-nucleotide messenger RNA. RefSeq names its product protein NUCLEAR FUSION DEFECTIVE 4-like. NCBI's taxonomy places the organism in Eukaryota, Viridiplantae, Streptophyta, Magnoliopsida, Fabales, Fabaceae. The transcript is spliced from 3 exons. The record is from RefSeq and is a predicted model, not a curated record. Bases 246 to 1961 code for a protein of 571 amino acids. Gene Ontology annotation, cellular component: membrane.